Messenger RNA from Astrephomene gubernaculifera, 11386 nucleotides. The record is from the annotation of a GenBank genome assembly. Lineage: Eukaryota; Viridiplantae; Chlorophyta; Chlorophyceae; Chlamydomonadales; Astrephomenaceae.
AGGAUACACACCUUAUAACACACACGAGAUGUCCAGUUCCUGCUUUACCCAAUUGAGACCUUUAUAAGCACCAGAAGAACUUUAUGAAGGGGUAACUCCACAACAUUACCACUUAUAGGUCGUUACGCGUAUACAAAAGGUUAUUCGCAUACACUGGAAUAUCUGCGAAGAGGUGCACGUUACCUUCAUUACUUCUACGCUUGCUUUCAUGUUAAUGUCUUUCUAGGUAUCUGUACAACUCCCGCCCCUAUAUUAAUACUUUAGACGCUGCUGCAUCUUGGAGUUGCGUGAACCGUUUAGGGUCUUGGGUCUGUACGAUCGGUCCUGUCCAACCGCGGGCAAGAGCACGCGUCGUGAAGGCCGCGCUCCACAGAAAGGCAGCCUCCACUCGGAUUCGCCCUAGCAGGGCAUGCAACAGACCGCCGCGCUAGCGGCGGCUGUUGCCGCUGCCCGUACGUGCAGCUCCUUCCCUACACAUGGCCACCCUCGUAAGCGCAAUCCCACACAUCCUACAUCCUAAUUAACCGAUCAGGGACAGUUAUUUAGUGGCAGUUAGUUGUUACGGGUACGGCACAGCAGUUAACGGCGCUGGCUGGCGCUGUGGCGCAUGCAAAUAUACACGGGCAGUAGCUUGACAACGAUGACAACAACAGCAAUGGGUGUAUCCUUGGCAUAGAGAAGCCUUGCAGCGCUCUGCAGCGGUAGCGGCAGCUGUACGACAAAAAUGGCUGCCGUGGAUCGCAUUCGUGGAUUCUACGGCGACCAGCUGUUGGUACGGACAGGGACGUUGCAGUCCAUCAAGUCCUUCGGCAGCCAGGCGAGCGCCGCCGCUUCGGUGGUCAGCGCCGCGGUCGUUGACCCCGCCAAAAGCGACAAAGCUGGCGGCGCUGAGCGACGACCGGGCGACGAAGAUGUCGUGAUCGAUCCAUACGAACUAAACUCCUCGGAUUUCGAGGAAUCAGAUUCUGGUACGGAUCGAGAUAUAGAUUCAGACAUCGGCGACGUGAAUGACUGGGCAUCGGAGGUGGGCGGCGACGAUUUGGAUCUUGAGGAAGGCGUGCUAGCAGCCGCCGGCGGCGGUGCUGCUAGGUCGCGACUCGGCAGUGCGGCGACGACUCGUACCAUUGGCGGCGCGCCGCGCAAGCAGGCCCGCAUUGGGAGCGCCGCCACCGUCCGUACAAUCGGCGCCGCGUCAGUGAAGUCCCGAGCCGGUGGCGGCGCAAUGUCAAUGAAGUCGCGCGCCGGCGAUGGCAUGGUUGGCGCCGUCUCGCAGCGGGUGCGCGUCGGAAGCGCCGUGCCGGUUCGCAGAGACGGCGGUGCGCUAUUACUAAGCCCCCGCAACAGCGUGGGCGGCAUGGGCGCCGUCGGUGCAGUUUCACGUAAGUCGCGUGUCGGCAUUGACGCUCCCAGCAACGAUGGCGGUACCGGCGGUGCCGCCGCCGGCUUGGCGCAUAGGGUGAGUAACGCUGGCAUCCCCGUACGAACCAGCAUCGGCGGCGCCAUCACUGGCAGGACUAGCACCGGCGGCGCCAUUGGCGGGCGGACCAGUGUCGCCGGCGGCAGUAGCGCCAGUGGCGGCGGUGGCGGCGGCGGUGCUCGCCUCGACAUGUCGUACCGGACGAGCAGUUCGGCGACUGCGGGCGCUAGCCCCGGUGCGGCGAGUGUCGGACGCCCGCGAAGCAGCGCACCGUCCGUUGCAAGUCGCCGACUCUACCUGUCGAAGGCCCAUGCGGCGAGUGGGCCGGCGCCGUCAGUGGCGGCGUCAAGUCGCGGCGGCCGUAGCUUCCGUAGCUGUACGACGGUGACGGCAUUGGACGAGCGGUUGACUGGCAGGGCUGUACGGAAGCGGUUGCUGCGUCGUCGAGGGUGGGACUUCCAGCUUCGAGAAGAGGAGAUCGACUACCAUCUGGGUCGGGAGCUGCCGGACGCCCUCACUCGCCCGCAGCCCACGGUUAACUCGGAGGACGAGGAGUCGAGUGAGGAGGAGGGCGGCAACGGUAACGGUGACGACGAUUCGGGUUCGAUGCAGGGCGCGGGAGCCGGCGGCAAAUCCCAACCUCCGGGGCCUACAUUGGAAGCGAUUAAGGCGUACGCGCACGAACGAGCGCCCGAGGUGUUCUGGGCUGAGCGGUUGCGGAUGGCAAAGCUAAAGGCGCGCGCCACAGGUCAGGCGGUGACGGUGCGAGGCCGCAUGGACGGCAAGAGACGCCGAGAACUGCUGCGGAAGGUCCAAAAAUGGGACAACCGAGAGUGGUUUGACCGCCGCAAGCGCGCUCCUCCCGCGCCUCCCCUGCACCCCGCCGUCGCUCGGGUCAUCGAGCAGUGGUUCUCCCUCGUGGACGACGACGGCAGCGGCACACUGGACCAUUCGGAGUUGCUGGCAGCGCUGAGGGCCUCCAACGUGCCAGUCAACGCCAACAACAUUAAUGAGAUGAUUGACCUGAUGGAUCUGGACGGGGAUGGCGUGAUCAAUUGGAAGGAGUUCGAGACGUUCUUCAUGUACGAGUUCGCCGCGGGUAAGAACCUGCUGUCCGGGGAGUAUGUGCUGCCCAGUGGCGUGGCGCUGCCGUUCGGGGUCAUGAUUGCCAAGCUGAAGCGGAACAAGCUGCUGGGAGAUCUGAUUGGGGGCGGCGCAGCUCGAUCCAAGUGGUCUGACAUCGCGGACAGUCCGCUGGCACUUGAGGACGAGCUAGGGGUAAUGGCGGCCGUGGAACUAGCCAUGGAGGAAAUGAAGAACCCCGCGCUAGGUCGUCAGCGCGUCCGUGCCGCCAAGGCCGUGUCCCGCUUGCCGGCGCACCUGCGCACGCCCUCCCUCACCCGGCACCUGCAGCGACACCCGGAGAUAACGGAGCGGUUGCUCCGCGCGCCCUCCAUCAGCGCUCUCCUGCUGAACACCAUGAAGCGCGUGCCCUCCACCUCCUCUGCGGUGGUGGCGAGAUUGGCUUCCCUCCGCUCCACGGGGUCAGCCAUCAGCCGCACCUCCUCCGUCAACGGCCAGAUGGCCAGCCAGUCCUCCUUCUCGGCAGGCAGCGGUGGGGGCGGCAGCGGCGGCAGUGGCAGGACGGGCAAUGUGGACCUGAACGUGGCUGCUGCCCUGGCCGCGGGACUGGAGUGGCCGGUCAGCGGCGCCAACUUCUACAACCGGCGGGCCAGGACCGUGCUGAGGGCUGCCUGCCAACGGCCACCGGAAGCGAUCGCGCGGAGCGUCCGCGGUCCGUCGCCCGCACCCCCUGGCGGCGGCAGCGGCGGCGGUGGCGGAGGCCUUGUCGCCGCAAACGUCGCCGCCGCCGCUGCGGCCGCGGCUGCUGCCACUGCUGGCGGCGGCGGCAAGACGGCUGUUGACAGCGACGACAGCGACGAUGACGGCGACGGCGCCACGACCUCACCCCCUGCCAACAAUCGACUUCUGGCCAUGAAGACGAACAGCAAACGUAACUUGGGCAGCAAACGCAUGGCCAGCAAGAGGCUUGGUCGUAGCGGCCGCAGCGGGAGGUUGGCGGCUAGGAGCUUGGGGCGUGGCAGCCGCCGGAGGGGCGGCAGCGACAACAGCGACAGCGAGGAUGAGGGCGAUGACGAUAAGGAGAGCUCCGAGUCGAGCUCGUCCGAGGAGGUACUACCCUGGCUGGUCAAUGCCAAGCGUCGUGCGGAGGAGGAACGCGAGGAGCUCCGUCAGAUGCUGCAAGCGGAAGCCGGUGGCGGCGACGGCGCUGAUGCCGGCGGCGGCCGUAAGAGUGCCGACGGCGGGGAGGACGGCGAGGAUGCUGACGUGUGGGUUUCGCCCAUGCUGCGUAAGUGGCUGACGCAGCAACACCGACCCGGGGGUCAGCCGUUCUCGAUUAGUGACGCCAUUGCGGCCGCCGCCUCAGCCAGUGGCGACGGCGCCCUCGCCGCCGCCGACGGCGACGACGCGGGCUCGGCGACGGCGGCAGCGACGACGACGCCGUCGCCGACACUGGCGAAGCAGGUCAGUGGCAUUAAAAAGAUGCUCGCGAGUUCCAACCUUGGCGGUACGAAUGCGGCAGCGGCGUUGCUGAAGCUGACGGCCAACCACAAUCCCUAUGCUGCCGAAGACGGCGACGGUGAGGGUGCUGACGGCAGUGAGGGCGAAGAUGCCGAUGCAGACAAUGCCAAUGACGGCGGUGACGACGACGACGACGAUGAGGGCCCCCUUGGAGAACUUGUCUCGCGGCGAAUGUCCGUUAGUUCCGUUACCGCACCCGGCGUCAGCAGGCUGUCUCGUUCGACGACGUACGAUACAGAACUGUCCUGCUCGACACCCGCGCCGCCGCAUGAACAAGCGGAGCCAAGUCAGCAUUCGCAUCAUCACCAUCAUCACCAUCAAAGUCAUCUGGGGGCGGCAGGUGUCAUUGACGCAACGCCGUUUCUUGUGUCCGACACGUCGCCUGGGACACCAGUGCAUCCGGAACCAUCCGGCAUGUCGUACUCGUUUUGCGUGGGGCCCGACGGGAUGCUAAUGAAGCCACGCAAGCCUCGGCGUCGCAUGCGAUUUGAGGAUGAACCGGAGGAGCCGGCGAUCCAGGAGGGCGAUGCCGAGGGGGGCGAAGGCGGAGGCAGCGGUGCACCCGGCACCUCCGGAACACCUCUCGGACCUGAGACGUCGGGCGUCUCAUUCGCCUCUGUGAGCGGCGCGACGUCUGCUAUGUUUCUCAAGAACCUUGGGUCGCACGAGUCAUCCUUUCGCGAUUCCAGCGGCAAUCACCCCGCCGAUGGUGAGGACCCCGACGGCGGCGCUGCCAGUGGAGGUAUCAGCGGCGGCGGCAGUAGCGUCGCCACACCGGCAGCGGCGUCGACGCCUUCAGCGCCGGCGGCGCCGCUUCGAGGUCUCCUCCGAGGCGUGCUGGUGGAGGCGCAUUGCGCGACCCCAAGUACGGCAGAUACGCCCAUCCGCCGCCGUCUGCCGUCGUACACGUCAGGCGGCGGCCCUGACGGCGCUUUCCGUACACCGUCUAUAAUGGCGGGCACGCCGAGCUCCCUCCGUCCGGCGCUGGUUCACGGCCCUGGCGUCGGCGGUGCCACCGCCCCGGGUGUCGGCGUCAGCGGAGGUGUCGGCGCUGGCGUUGGUGGAGGCGGAUUAUACGACAGGAAGUCGUACGCGAGUCCGGAUUGGGAUGACGGCGGCGGCGCGACAGUGUUUAGUGCGUACGAUGAUUUCGAGAUGGAGGAGCUGGAUGUGGAGGAGGCUCGGGAGAUGAUGACGCAAAUCAAGUUCCACAUGAACAAGGAGGACGCAUUGUACGACAUCCAUACGGGCCACGAGGCUGACCGCCCAAACACCCAGCAGUUCCGACUCGCCCUCGCUCACACACGUCAGCGGGCGGCCCAUCUCCUGCAGACGCACAGCCUGCCGCCUCAUCCCGAGUUUUCGGGCGCGGUAGCGGUGGCGGCGGCGACGGCGGCGCUUCGGCCGUCGGCGUCGUCAGUGGCGGGGGCGCCGCUGCCGCAAUCGAGUGGUGUUAGUAACAGCGGGUUUCGGAGCUCCGCGACGAGUAUUACUGGCGGCGUCAGUGGCGGCGGAGGUACGGCAGCAGGAUCGGCAGCGGCGAGUGUUGCUCCGUUGGCGUCAGCUCGGUCGCUGGCUAACAACCGUCAAACGAGCCGACAGGUUGUUGCACGUAACCAUCAAGGCCUCCUGAUAUCGGGCGUCCACGUCAGCCCCACCGCCGCAACAACCGCCUCGGGAGCAGCCGGUGUCGCCGCUGCACAACCGCAUCCUCAGCAGCAACAAUCAUCGCGCCAGUUUCGAAGCCAUUUCAGUUCCUCUCUUACAGACAAACCCGCCGUCAACACCAACACUGCAGUGCGGGGUCUCGCUCGCAGUGUGACCGUGGGCGGUGCUCCUGCCGUACCAACGCCUUCCAAGGGUACGACAACAGGCGCCGUACAGUCACGCAGCGCUACUGUCAGCGGUGCCGGUGGCGGGAGCCCUGGGCAAAGCCUUGGCGGCGGCGACGGCGGCGAGACCAGUGUCACCCAUGUUGACGGCAGAGGCGCCGCCGCCCCUGGGGAAGCGACAUACGUUUCACUGGCGGCGGCGGCAGAGGCCGUCGUGGCAUCCCAGCCGCCACCGCCAUCAUUUUCGGCGCAUCAGAUUGACAACAACGUCGUUGCCGCCGCCGUCGCAACGUCGAGAUCCAGACCCGGCUCGCGUCCUGGAUCCAGAUCUCGAGCUGCCGUACUUCACAGCGCUCCUGGAUCCCGUACAUUGUCCCGUUCUGCCUCGCCGCGGCCUUUCCAGGGCACCGAAACCGGCAGCAUCAGCGUUGGCGGUGGCAUCAUGGCCAUCACACCUGCACCGGCGGCGCUACCAUUGUUGCAAACGCACGCCUCAUGCCCUCAGCCACGUCCUUCUACGCUAGCAACGGCGGUGGCGGCGGCAACGACGACGACGGCCUCACAGCCGCACACGUCAGCGGUCUCGGCGUCCGGGUUUGACAGCAUGUACGCUCGAGCGGAUGCGGCUGGGACGGUAAAAGCGCCGCAUCAACGCGUGGCGUCUGCUGGCUCACGUGCACGUGCUGCGGCAGCCGCUGCAGCGGCGGCGGCAGCGGCGCCAGUAGUUUGGGACGCUCGUGUUGCGGCCAUCAUGCAACGUCACAUGGCGGCAGGACUAGCGCAGCUGGAAGCUCGCACCUGGCGCGUCAAACCGCCCGGCGCCGCCAACCCGGCUGAUGGCGUUACGUCGCAGGCGCAGUCGCCGUUGCUUGGUGGAAGUCGAUCCGUCGGCGGAGGUGCUACGGCAACAGCGACCGCUUCAGCGACGGCGACAACGGCUCGCGGUGUUCAUGGUGACAGCAGCCGAUCACAAGCAUCUGCGCCGUUCCGUAAGCGCGCGAGUACACAUUUGGGCGUAUCGGUACCGUACAUCCAACCGCAACAAGCUUCAGAUGUUGACGGCAACAGUACGGAACACGGCAGUACGGCAACGGCUUCUCGUACGCUACUGGGUCCUGCAGGAUCCAAGUUGCCGGAUUUCAUUCCGCUUCCUGGAGCGAUGCCCCGGCUGCAAAGCAGGUACGCCGCCAAGCGGCAGGCAGCGACAGCGUCGGGUGAUGCCGAAUCACUCGCGGAGGCGGUGAAUGCGGCGGCGGAGGCGGCGGCGCGACGGGCGGUGGAGGCAGCAGCGGAAGCCGCCGCCGCCGCCGUUAACGCUGACGCUGAUGUUGGGUUUGCCUUUGAUGCCGGCGGCAUUGAACGCGGAGGCGUUAUGGAGGCGGAAGCUGCAACGGCGACACCAGCGGUGGUGGAGGAUGACGGUGGUGACGGCGAGGGGGAAGGUGAAGAUUCGUUGCUGCCGUACGAAGCAAGCCAGCUAACUGCGGUCACUGCUACGACCGACUCCCGGCCUCCCUCUGUCGGGGGCCCAGAUUCCCCGCCGCUUGAGGCCUUCUCGCCCCUGCUCCCACCGCCGCUACCGCCCUCAUCGCUACUGCCAACACAACCUCCAACGGCAGCAACGUCGCCCGUGCAAGCGGACCUGGUGAUCUCCCCCGUGUUCCCCGCUUCGGAUGCUGCUGCUGUUGACGCUGCUGCUUUCACUGCUGACACAUCUGCUUCUGCUGCGCCUGGUGCAGCUGCAGCUGCAGCUGCUGCCACCGUAGCAUCGGCAGCGACAGAAAGUGCAGACGUGGUGGUCGCGGCUGUGCCUGAAAACGGUGCCGGCAUGCAGGAACCACAGCAGCAAGAGCAGGCGCAAGCAUUGCCGCAACAGCCCCAACUCCAAGUGCAAGUGCCGUCGCCGCCGCAGCAGCAGCCGGAACAGCAGGCAUCGGAACUGACCGCCUCUUCGGAGCCCUCGCAUGCUACAGCCGAGGAGGACGCCUCUGUCGUACAACAGCAUCAAGUGCUACAGCCGCCGCAGCAGCAAGAGGACUCCAUCCCCGAUGGAAGCGCCGGUGCCGCCGCCGUCGGCACUGCAACGGGCGCAGUUCUAGAGGUCGGUCGCGACGUCACGCUAGCGCCACUUCCCAUCGCGCGCCUACCAGGGCAUGACAUUCUUACCGCCCCGUCGGCGGCUGCGGUAGCAGUUGCGGCGCCGUCGACGCCCAUCUCCGUACUGCACCGCCAAUCCAGCGCCGCUUCCAGCCUAUCAGAGGCACCUUCCAUGGCCCAUUUGGAUCGAGAGUCGCCUUCGUCGCCGUUCCUGCAGCCGCCGCCGUCAGCAGCGACAGGGAUGGCGGCGGCGGCGGCGGCGCCUGGAGGUGAUAGCAGCGGCGGCUAUGAGGGAGUGGCGGGGAAGGUACUGCCGAAGCCCGGGGAGACGACGGUGGCGGCGGCAGCAGCAGCAGGACUUCUUGGGGUAUUGGAGGGUGAUGGGCAGCUGCCGUCAGACGGUAUGCCUGGCAGUCUGGCAGCGGAAAUGGCUACGGAGGCGGAGGGCGAAGGCGAUGGGGAAGGCCAGACAGCAGAGGUGACGACGCCAACCGGCGUGUCAGCCGUCGACAAUCUCAAAGCGCUCCUGGAAUUUGGAAAGCCGACGACGCCGGCGCUGGCCCGACUCGAACGUGCAGCCAUGAGGCCGGCAGCGUCAGCGGCGCCCUCACGGCUGCGACUGGACGCUGCAGCCGCCACUAGCGGCGGAGCCACCGCCGCCGGUGGCCCCGACGCGGCACCGUCGGCGGCGGCAUUGCAUGCGGGACCGUACAGCGGCGGUGGCGGCGGCUACGUCCUGCCGACGGCGUCGCGACUGAAGAUGAUGACCGCGUCAACGCCUGUCGUACACGGCACGCAUGUGCCGGCGGCGGCGCCGCCGCUGCAGGCGGCGCUGCCGCCGUCGCAACACCACCAUGGGUAUAAGCCACCGCUAGCGGCGCCUUCCGCUCCGCAGCUUGGCGGUGGUGGCGCCGUUGGAACUCAGGCGGCGGCGCUAAUCGGGGAUUUAGUCGGCAUGGUGGCUCUGGGCCGUGCGGCGGGAUCACGCGCCCCGACGGACGCCGGCGGCGGCGUGACGGCAGGUGACGUAUCACCAGUCGCGCGGGAGAUGCUGUCGGAGGCAAACGCUGCACGUCGACGGUUGGCUCAGCCGCCCGGACGAGCUCGGACGCUACAGCUGAUUCCGCUCUCCGCCGCCCAUGGCAGCAGCGGCGGCGGAGGAGCGGACAGCGGCUAUGUGUUGUCGUUGCUGCCGACGUCACAGAUGCCGUCGCACAUGCGCCUAGGCCCAGCAGGGCACAACGCCGCGGCGUCACAUUCCGCCGGCCAACCUCACCAGCAGCAUCAAUAUGGCGUACAUUCGCCGCCGUUGCACCCGCCGACGGUGCCGUACACUCAUCAUGCUCAUUUUAGCGCCGGCGUCGGCGGUGUCAGCGGCGGCGGUGCCGCCGCCCACUACCGUCAUUCUCGUUCCGGAGCAGCAUCUCCAACGCUGUCGGAGCCGCCGCCACUGGUGCUGCCGCCGCUGCACGAUCCGGCGUCUCCACGAAUGCCCCGUAGCAGUGCGACAACGGGCGACGGCGCCGCCAUUGUCGGUAGUAGCACAGUGGAGGCGUCGCGUGUGCCGUACCGACGCCGCUCCGCCGUCAUGGAAUCCGUACCGACGCUUCCAAUGCUGACUCAGCGUCAGAAAUCCCGGGAAAGCGCCCCAGUGUCGCCAGUGAGGAUACCUGUCGGCGGCGGUGCCGUCGCCGCCACCGUUGACGGCGACGUCGGCAUUAGUAACGCAGCCAAACUCGCCGUGAGUCCAAGACUGCCAGUACGGGCCUUCAGCAGCGGUAGUUCUCCCUUACAAUCUCAACUUCAGCAGCAAUCACCUAACGGUCACGCCGCAGGUGCUACAACAGCCCCAGGUAACGGUCUACAUGCACCAGGCAGUGUACGGCAGCAGCCGUACGGCAAUAACGGCCACCCUGUAAGCGGCCAUAACGGUCAUAAUAACCACCAACAGCACCCGAAGCCCUUCAAGCAUUCCUCAACCAUCGCCCGUAAAUCCGCGUGGGAUAGCCACGAGGGAGCCGCGCCGUUGUCGAAGGCCGCAGCAGCAUCAGCCUUUGCGCCCGCGCCGCCGGCGGCUCCGCUCGUCGCACCGGUGGUCAGCACGUUAUCUGAUCUGCCCGACAUCGUUACGCUGCUGAGUGAUCCACGAGGUACCCCGGACAGCGGACCUACUCGCGUGCGGAAGAUGGAUUACUAAAAACACAAUAUCCCGAACCGUUAACCUGUAUUUUGCCCUCGGCACCUAGGAGCUAUGUUAAUUGCCGUUGAUGUUAAGGUAACGGCGAAUGAUGCCCUACGGACGGGGCGCGUGUGAUUGGUCAACGAUAACUGUGUAUGUUGUUGACAACGUGAACUGUUGAAGGAGAUGCGUUGGCAUUGUUAGACCCGUUGCCUGUUAGUUUCCGGCAUUCCAAAUCUUCACAGUUGCUAUGUCGGGCAAUUGAUCGGUUGCUUUGCUGGGGAUGUGUCACACAUGUCCCGGACGGUCCGUGGAAUCACCCCUGUCCGGUGUUCCGACCUAAAGGGUUGGUUGGGCAUUCAUUUGGGGCCCAUUGAGGUUCCAUUUGCACUCUUUGUUGUUGUGAUCAUCAUUGCUAAUGUAUCACCAGGGCGGCUCGCCAGGUUUGGUUGUCCAAGCCCGUGCGUGUGAUGGGAAGUGUAGCUGCUUUGGGACCCUAGAUUGCUUUGAAACCCGGCUUGGAAAUCCCGAGACUGUUUUGUUUAUGUUUUCUGUGGGGGUGGCUAGUUGGUUGUUCGCUCUCGCAAGCCACGUGGGGCCACAGGCGUACGUGACCUGGAUGUGUCUCCAUAGCUAAGAACGUUGUGACUAAGAACGUUGGGUUGUGCUACGAUGCAAAUCUUUUCACUACCCCCCUUGUCCUUACAGCAUGCCAAUUAGGAAGGCGAGGGAGGGUACUGGUGAGGACCAUGACGAAGGACGCAAAGCAACAGACAGCAGGGUUUAUUAGCUCUUGUACGGAGAGGGGCAGCGGUUGUCCUCCUCCUGAUCCUUGCAUCGUCACUGUUGACGAUUGGAUGGUUUGCUGGCUUUUGCUUAUGUGGUGGGCAAGGCUAGCAUGCAGAUAUGUUGUUUGCGGCAGCUGGAGGUGUGUACAGCGAAUGUACACGGAAGCUGUGGUUCAUGGAUUGUGGGACACACGGAGAACGUUGUUGCCAACAGGACACAUUGCUUGAGGGGGCGUCAGCCGCUUUAUGUGCUUUGUUACCGGUAUGUGCAAGACGUACGGUGGCGGUUAAAUUUCCGUGCAGCAGGGACCCGCCUGCACGCUAUGCUAGGAACCAUACAGAAGCUUGUCAUAGCAGCUCCGUUUGUUAUUGGACAAUGUAGAGCGAUCCAAGACAGCUCUUUGACCAAGGAUGUACAUAGUAACCCUUGCCAGGCAGGUCCAGGCACGUGUAAAGUCUUAAUGCAUCC